CAAAAACAAGUUGAGGAAAUCUAGUCCUGUUGAUACAAAUUUCGACAUCUCGUUGUUAUUGUGUCGUCCUAGAUCGACACAAAUGUAACAUUGUUAAGUAUGUGACAGCAUCGAAAGUAGCUGCUUUACAGUACCAGGUCAAUACUGGAAAGUCUCUGGAACCAUUUUAUAUUUUGAAACUGUCGAAGGUGUUCACUGGUAUUUACAUCAGCUGGUCUGUUGCUUAUGUCACUGUGAUCAGUUUUCACCUUUCAGUUCGUGCUGUGAAGACCACUUUUGACUGCAUGAAGAUGUCUAAUAGAGGAGUGCUGAGUCUGCGCUUUAACCAGGACUAUGGCUGCUUCACAUGUGCCACAGAGUCAGGGCUCCGCAUUUACAAUGUGGAUCCUCUCACCCAGAAGCUGUCACAAGGGGUAGAAUGUGUGGGCAGCGUGGCUAUGGCGGAGAUGCUGUUCCGAACAAAUAUCCUGGCUCUUGUUGGUGGUGGAAGUCUUCCCAAAUUUGAUGAAAAAGCAGUGCUGGUAUGGGAUGAGUCACAGAAGGACCCAGAACAGAAGAUCCUAAUGGACAUCACCUUUGCCCAACCUGUUGUUGCAGUCCGCUUACAGAGAGACAGGCUGAUCGUUGUUCUGAGGAACCAGGUCCAUGUGUUCUCAUUCCCAAACAACCCACAGAAACUCUGCAGUUUUGACACCAGGGACAACCCCAGAGGAUUGGUAGAAGUGAGUCCAUUCGGUCGGACGCUGGUGUUCCCGGGCCACAAGUGUGGUAGUGUGCAGGUUGUGGACCUGGAGAUGACACAGCCGGAACACACCGUGUCUCCUGUCACCAUCAAUACCCACCAGAGUGAGCUGGCCUGUCUAGCACUGGACCAAAAGGGCAAGCUCCUGGCAACAGCCUCACGGAAGGGGACCCUGAUCCGAGUAUUUGAUGUAGCUACCAAGAAGCUUGUGGUUGAGCUGCGGCGAGGUGCGGACCCAGCUGUCUUAUACUGCAUCUCCUUCAGUGCUGACUCAGCGUUCCUAUGUGCUUCAAGUGACAAGGGGACUGUACAUAUAUUUGCUGUGAAAGACACAAAACUCAACAGGACAUCAACAUUCAAGAAGAUGGGCUUCCUUGGUCCCUAUGUGGAAUCUCAGUGGGGUUUGGCCAGUUUCACCGUAGCUGCUGAGUGUGCCUGUAUCUGCGCCUUCGGUUCCUCCAGUUCUGUUAUAGCUGUGUGUGUUGACGGAACAUUCCACAAAUACGUGUUUACAUCUGAUGGCAACUGUAACCGCGAGGCGUAUGAUGUCUACCUUGACAUGGGAGAAGAUAUGGAGUGAAAACCCAGGUGCUACCGUUUUCACUGGAUCAUUACAUAGUGUUACUUCAUGGAAUGUCUGUGGAAUAUGACAAACUACAGAACAGAGGCGCUACCAUUAUUACCUUUGUAGUUAUACAUUAUUACUCCAUGGACUAAGCAGGAGAGUGGCUACAGAACAGAGGCACUACCAUUAUUACCUUGGUAGUUAUACAUUAUUACUCCAUGGACUAAGCAGGAG
Molecule: messenger RNA, 1541 nt
Organism: Haliotis rubra (blacklip abalone)
Lineage: Eukaryota; Metazoa; Mollusca; Gastropoda; Lepetellida; Haliotidae
Product: WD repeat domain phosphoinositide-interacting protein 4-like
Exons: 12
Coding region: 285-1322 (345 amino acids)
Biological process (GO): nucleophagy; protein localization to phagophore assembly site; autophagy of mitochondrion
Cellular component (GO): phagophore assembly site membrane; cytosol; extrinsic component of membrane
Molecular function (GO): phosphatidylinositol-3,5-bisphosphate binding; protein binding; phosphatidylinositol-3-phosphate binding
Source: RefSeq, a predicted model, not a curated record